Molecule: messenger RNA, 531 nt
Organism: Macadamia integrifolia
Lineage: Eukaryota; Viridiplantae; Streptophyta; Magnoliopsida; Proteales; Proteaceae
Product: beta-glucuronosyltransferase GlcAT14A-like
Exons: 2
Coding region: 1-531 (176 amino acids)
Cellular component (GO): membrane
Molecular function (GO): glucuronosyltransferase activity
Source: RefSeq, a predicted model, not a curated record
AUGGAUAAGACCUACACAAGUUUGUCUUCUGCUGUUCUAAGUCGCAAGUUUGUUGAGUCUUGCAUCUUUGGUUCAGACAAUUUACCAAGAAUUCUUCUGAUGUAUUUUGCAAACAUGCCCUCCUCACAAACCAACUACUUCCAAACUGCUCUCUGUAAUUCACGGGAGUUCAACAAGACUAUUGUUAACCACAACUUGCAAUAUAUGUUAUGGGAUAACCCCCCUAAACAGAAGCCACGCGCACUGGGUUUGAGUGACUUUGAUGACAUGAUUAAAAGUGGAGCAGCCUUUGGUACGCCAUUCCCCUUGGAUGAUCCAGUUCUUGACCGCAUUGACAAAGAGAUAUUGAAUCGUGGUGCUGGUAGGAUUGCCCCUGGGGGGUGGUGCUUGGGUGAGUCAGAUGAUCCAUGCUCACUGUGGGGGGAUGCCAAUGCUUUGUGGCCUGGUCAAGGAUCUAGAAGGCUCGAGAAACGCCUUGUUGAACUGCUCUCUAAGGAGGCAUUCCAUUCUCAUCAAUGUAUAACUGAAUGA